Molecule: messenger RNA, 654 nt
Organism: Dovyalis caffra
Lineage: Eukaryota; Viridiplantae; Streptophyta; Magnoliopsida; Malpighiales; Salicaceae
Source: the annotation of a GenBank genome assembly
AUGGCUGUAACUCUUUUGGAUACAUGGGCAAGCCCUUUUGGAAUGAGAGUGAGAAUAGCAUUAGAAGAGAAAGGUGUCAAGUACGAGUAUAUUGAACAGGACUUGAGGAACAAGAGUCCUCUGCUUCUUCAAAUGAAUCCGCUUUACAAGAAGGUCCCAGUUCUCAUUCACAACGGGAAACCAAUCUGUGAGUCUCUUAUUGCUGUUGAGUAUGUUGAUGAGAUGUGGAAUGACAAGUCUCUUUUGCUGUCCUCUGAUCCUUACAAGAGAGCUCAAUCCAGGUUCUGGGCAGAUUUUGUUGACAAGAAGGUGUACGGUCCUGGGAGGAAGACAUGGACAGAAAAAGGAGAGGAGAAGGAGGCAGCCAAGAAAGAUUUCAUUGAGUCCCUGAAGUUGUUGGAAGGAGAGCUAGGAGACAAGCCUUAUUUUGAAGGUGACAAACUCGGUUAUAUGGAUGUUGCUCUUGUCCCUUUCUACUGCUGGUUUCAUGGAUACGAGACGUUUGGCAACUUAAGCAUAGAGGAGGAGUGUCCCAAGUUGAUUGCUUGGUGUAAACGGUGUAUGCAGAAGGAGAGCGUAUCCAAAUCUCUUGCAGAUCCACAAAAGGUCUGCAACUUCAUGGGGGAGGUGAGAAAGAAGUUUGGGCUUGAGUAG